Daphnia magna is the source of this 3181-nucleotide messenger RNA. RefSeq lists its product as uncharacterized. The coding region runs from base 1 to 2922 and encodes 973 amino acids. Lineage: Eukaryota; Metazoa; Arthropoda; Branchiopoda; Diplostraca; Daphniidae. The record is from RefSeq and is a predicted model, not a curated record. The transcript is spliced from 2 exons.
AUGGCGUGUACUAUAGUUGCUUAUCACGAUUACCCUGUAUCUUUACGUCGAAGUUCGUGCCUGAAGACGGCUCCCUGUCUCGUAAUGGCAGCAGCUAUUACGAUGCAAAUGUUGUGCUGGGUUUCUAUCGUCUUAAUAAGUCACGGAAGCAGUUUGAACGUGAAUCGUCCUACGAACAGAUGGGCCCGCAGUGAUGACGCCUCAGACGGUUGGCAGGCCUCCAAUGGGCCGUACAAUCCGGGGCCUUACCCAAUAUCUCGGCCGACAGUUACAGAAGUUAUCCCUACGGCUUCCACGACUUCCACGGCCUCCACGGUCCCUAAGGCAGACGAAGGAUUACAUUUUCUUACGGCAGCUUCACCCGAAGGUUUCUACGAAGUUAUGGUGGGAAAAAAGAGUCCGAUUUCAGGAAUGAUGGGAGCCGGUGGUAACUAUGUUUCAACUGGGUCACCGGAUGUGAUUAUAGGCCGGGUCAUGUCGUCAACGGGUGGGAUUGAAUCAACCACAACCACAUCGGGCAUAGGUUAUUCUCAUCCGCCUGGUCUCGUCAGUUCGACAACAACUGUCGUCGAAGACGAAAAGAAGAAAACAGAAGCGGAGAAAGAAGCGGAAGAGCGGACCGAAAUCAGGGACGCGCUUGAAAUGGAAAGUCGUUCCACUUCAGCUGAUAUUUUUAUUAAGAAGAACGAUUACACAUUGCCACCUGGUAGCUUUUACUUGCCAGCCGUGUCGAGGAAAGAUCAUAAAUAUUACUCUGAUUCAGAAAAAGCCAUCUAUAUUCCGCUUCGGCGAAAAGAACCACAGAUUCAAUCUUUCCCUGUUAGAACUCGUGUUGUUCUGGUGAACAAGAACAAGCCAGUUACACCAGUGGUUUUCAGCCCACCACCUGCAUUUUACAAUAAAAAAGAUGAUGACGAGGAAGAAGAGGAAGUAGAAGAGGAACAGGAAGAUAGAACCGCAGAUGAAGAAGACCAGGACAAUGAGGACGAUCAGACAGCGAAAGAUGAUCAAUCGACAACCCCUGUCCAAUCCCAUUCGAGCGCUUUAGACCUAGUAAUGACCCUGUACCCUAAUUUACCCAAACUGAUACCUACUCCUUAUUUCAGCACGCAAAACAUCAAGAACUUUCUGAAACUUCACGGUAGACCACCUAACAUUGGCGCAGAAGUGAGCAGCGGUAGUUCGACUAGCGUUAUUCACGAGGUCAAAGUGGUCACCCCUCCGCAAGGUUAUUUACCCCAGUUGUUGCCAAAGCCCACAAUCAAACCUUCCCUCAUCAAAGAGAAUGCCCUUCUGACCCAGUCGAGAUUACCGAGCAAAGCGAACGCUGGUGCUGUCUCAUUCUAUCCGUCCAAUUGGACGUAUCAGCUAACCGCACCGACGACGGGUCCCACGAGAACAACAAUUCAAUUCGUCCCUUUCACUUCCGAAGAUAUCAGCCCGUUGAACUUUCUACUCCCGUCAGUAGCGUCUGCCACGGAAAGAGUCACGGCCACAGAUCAACCGGAUGCGCGUUCGAACUAUGUUGUUGGCAUUUUGCCUCCUCCUAACGGGGACUUGAUUGCCGAUGCGAACGUGCAUAUCACGCAGAAAGAACCCAUAAAAAUCGUCCCUGCUCCGAAACUAGAUUUUUCUUGGAAUCAAUACCAGCCAGUACCAUCUGAAACUGCUCCACAAUCAAAUGAAGGAGGGGACUUUACCUCGCCUAAUGUUCUCCCUAAUAACGAUAGAAAAGAAAAUGACUUGCAACAAGUUCAGAAAGGGCAAGAUCCCCAACAUGAAACAAGAAUCAGUCCGGUCCAACAAGAGCAAUCUCCUGGAGAAACCGCCGAAGUAGUUGUCCGAAGUAAAAUGGCUACGUCCGAGAACAAUUCGGGAAAUGAUGGGCAUUGGUUAGAAAACACAGAUUCAGCCGAUAUCAUAACGGGCUUUUUUAGCGGACCAGCCAUUUCGUCAACGAUAAAACCCAUACAAGAUGAAAGAGAAAUACAAACAACAACGCCGCCGAUACCGAGGACAACAAUUCCCCCCAUUCCCGUAGAACAAAUCGCCACAACGACGGUAGUGAGCCGAGAUGACGAGAUCGCCAGACCGGCAAUACCAUCGAUUCCCGAGCUUCACGGCAAUUUCCAGCCGAGUUUUGGGAAGUUUCCUUAUAAUAAUAGGCCACAAGAUCAUCCUCGUCAACCAGAACUGGCAUUCAAUGUACCGCUAGUGUCGCAGUCGCCGGCCAUACGUGUCGCCAAAAAUGAUGAGAAUAGCAGCAGCAUCUUUUCGGCUUCUCUUGGCUUACCCAAUCUUGCGGAUGACCAGCACGUAGCUGGAUCUCAGAUUCACGAGACGUCCGUUUACGAAGAAAAUAUUCCCCGCGUCCGGCCAAUCAAACCGCAAUCGGCUGCAUCAGAAGGCGAAGGCAAGUCAUCGACACCGUUUUACAAGGUGGGGAAAAUGUCACCUCAAGGAGCCAUGUACACUGUUACUCAGGGCCAUUCCAAAGUUAAGUUCUUCGGGUACAAUGCAUUGCACAAUGGAGAACUGAAACCGAUUGAAGGCAAAUAUUUCACUAGCCUUCUUAAGAAGCACGAGCAACAGCAGCGCGAUUCCGAUUGGAAGUUCAGCCCUUAUUUACCUGUCAGAUUGUCUAGUGGCGGUACUAAUCCGGCUUUCAAAAUCAUUCCUAAGAAAUCUAUCCCGAUUUCAAAUGGAAAGAAAUCGACUAUAAGGCCCGUCUUCUUCGCAAAGAGACCCAGCAGUUCAAAUACUGCAAAUGGCCCAUCUUCUAAUGACGGUGAAGAUCCGUCCAGCGACGCGUCCUGGCUUCCCAGUAUUGCUGUCAGCGAACCUUUCGAGUAUCACGCUCAUCUUCAGAAAAUGGCCCAAGAUCAAGGCCGCCUUCCAACAAGCCAAUCGCCCCCCACAUAAUCAAGAAAACUAUUGCGGAAAAUGUGACGUUUUGUCCCCUUUUGCCCUAUUUAUUUAGUUUAACCACUGUUCAUAAUUACCUAGAUGACCUGACAUCUCCUACAUGAUCGUAUCAGCAGCUUACACUUACACACACACACAAAAAAAACACAAAAAACACACAAAAUUACGCUCUAAUGUGAUUGAUCCAUGUUAUUUAUAUGUUAAUCGUGUGACUUAACAAAACACUAUAUGAAUAAAGGAUCUAACAAACUUAAAA